AUGCCCCCACCUCCGCCCCUUCUUCUUCCACGCCAACACCACCCGCUGGUGGCGGCUGUCCGUCACGUUCACAGCGGUGUUGGCCGCGGCGAUCUCCGGUACGUGAACCCCAGCGGGUGGCGCCACGGCACGCGGGCGAUUGGGCCGCUGCGUGGACUGCGGCACUCCAGUCAAGCCACGGCGCCAGCGAGUGGACAACUGCACUACAAGAAGUUGUUUCUGCACGCCGUGGGAGACGCACCCGCGUCGGGAUCAGAGGCGUACCGCCAUGCCGCAUGCACGUGGACGUACCUCAUCCCAUCACUCUUGCGAUGUGCGGAACAGGGCGUUAAGGAGGAAUUGUGGGAUAAACUCUGUCACUGCAGCAACGGGAGCGGCGAGGCGCAAGGAGAAAUAGCGGAACUUAGUGAGCGUGAACGUCAGCAAUUACGUGAUGGACAAAAUUUUUUUAGGUAUGAACUUCAUCAACGUUUACCUUUGUUAGAAGACUCAGUGGUCUCUGCGGAUCUUCAGCAACUCUUGGGUUGGUUUUAUGCGGCACGGAGAGCAUGGGUACGGUUACCUAUAACGGACCAAUUAUUCAAUGGAUCAAAUGAAAAAACUAAUGCUAGUUGUUUAAUGCCAGUAGGAAAUUCUCUUGCACUAUCAUGUGAUGUUCUCUCACGGUUAAAUGCUUCGGAUGCAACCCGUGAUGUGAUUCCAGGGCGACAUCAAAUCUAUAAUAUGACAUCUCGUGUGGCUCAGUUAACAGAUUUUGUUCUCGUUCGUGUACAUGAUGAGAUAAAUCUUCUAGGCACCACUAGUACUGAAAAAGGAAGGUCGAAAAGUCUUAGACUUGUAGCAAAGGAGAGAAAAUUUCGUCAACUACUUGCAGAUGAACUCCGCUGGCAUGGCAUACCAGAUAAACUUUCUCUUUCUUGA
Messenger RNA from Trypanosoma theileri, 921 nucleotides. RefSeq lists its product as uncharacterized. The record is from RefSeq and is a predicted model, not a curated record. The transcript has a single exon. Bases 1 to 921 code for a protein of 306 amino acids. Lineage: Eukaryota; Euglenozoa; Kinetoplastea; Trypanosomatida; Trypanosomatidae.